Zychaea mexicana is the source of this 794-nucleotide messenger RNA. RefSeq lists its product as uncharacterized. The transcript has a single exon. Bases 137 to 556 code for a protein of 139 amino acids. NCBI's taxonomy places the organism in Eukaryota, Fungi, Mucoromycota, Mucoromycetes, Mucorales, Lichtheimiaceae. The record is from RefSeq and is a predicted model, not a curated record.
UAACGAUAUUUAUAUCGGGCCAGGAACAAUUGAAUUGGCCAGAGUUCUAGACUUGGCGCUAGUCUGGUACCAAGUAGACGAUGAUGAUUGUGUGUGGAGGGGGGUGGGGAGGAUUAUCUAGCAAGGAGGUUCACCCAUGAACUCGAACAUCUCCGUUUUUUUUUUCGUCAAAAUCAUCCUGACGCCUGGAACAAUUGAGUAUAUAAAGGUCGGUCGUUUGAAGGCGGGAGUAAAAGGAAAAAAGUCCAUCUCUUUGUUCGAUCGUUUACUUUUUUUAAAUAUCCUACGUCUCAUUACCAUGCAGUUGAUCAAGCUCUCACUCGCCAUUUUUGCCGUCGGAACCCUGUUGGCGGCCACACCUGCUCAAGCAGAACCUUUCUAUUGCAGCUGCUACGACAACAAUGGAAAUGCUAACGGUCCAGUAACCGCACAAUGUUGCGGAAAAUAUGGAAUCAGUCUCAAUGGCAAUACGUGUACACUGGAGGAAAACCUUGUCAUGUUGAAGGAAGCUGCUGGAUGUUGCUCGGAGCAAGGAACUACUGGAAGAUGUACCUAGAGGAAGUUGCUAUAACGUAGCAAGACAAAUGUCUCAACCAACCAGGACUACUACCUACUAUCCUUAGUUGUUUCUUUCGCCCAUCCUCCUUUUUUCACCUUCUUGGCAUACGAUCUCUCCAUCUCCCCCCACAAUUUCUUUUCCUUCCCUCUUACUGUCGUUUUAUACCCGUGUUCUUUGGCUGGUGAUAGCGGUUAAAGUAGUAUUUGUCAAGAAUGUUGUUACAAUUAAAGCUCAU